AUGCAACCCACGCAUCUUUGUCACCCGAACCUUUGUUUUUGUCCAUCAGAUGAGGAUGAGGCCACGACGUCAGGCAUCACCGAUGGCGCGGCCGAUGAGCAACAGAACCGCGUCAUAUUCGUCAACCGCCCACAGCCGCAGAAGUUCGUCAACAACAGGAUAUCCACAGCUAAAUACAGUGUGCCGUCGUUCGUCCCACUAUUCCUGUUCGAGCAGUUCCGGCGCUACUCCAACUGCUUCUUCCUGCUGAUCGCGCUUCUACAGCAGAUCCCGGACGUGUCGCCCACCGGCCGCUGGACCACGCUCACGCCUCUCAUCCUCAUACUCAGUGUUAGCGCCAUUAAGGAGGUCGUCGAAGAUUUCAAACGGCAUCGUGCAGACGAUGAGACGAACAGAAGGAAAGUGGAGGUCCUGAGGGAAGGGAGGUGGCAGAGCAUCAGGUGGGAAAAGCUGCAAGUCGGCGACAUAUGCAAGGUUGUCAACAAUCAGUUUUUUCCCGCCGAUCUCGUGCUGCUAGCUUCCAGCGAACCCCAAGGGAUAUCCUUCAUCGAAACAUCGAAUUUGGACGGUGAAACGAACCUCAAGAUACGCCAAGCCAGUCCUGAGACCGCUCGACUAGAUUCAGUGUCCUCUCUGGCCGACUUCAAAGCGACGGUGCAGUGUGAGCCGCCCAACAGACAUCUUUACGACUUUAAUGGAAUGCUGAAGGAAACUAAUGCUAAGACUGUCCCCCUAAACCUGGAGCAGAUGAUGCUCCGUGGAGCCAUGUUGCGGAACACGGCGUGGGUUCACGCAGUCGUCGUCUACACCGGACACGAGACCAAGCUCAUGAAGAACUCAACCAAAGCGCCCCUGAAGCGGUCGUCCAUCGACCGCCAGACCAACACUCACAUCCUGAUGCUGUUCCUCAUACUGCUGGUGCUGUCGCUGCUGAGCGCCGCCUGCAACGAGCUCUGGACUCGGGCAAGAGCAAGCGAUUGGUACGUCGGCAUCGAUGAGGCACAGAAUGCACAUUUCGGAUUCAACUUUUUAACGUUUUUGAUAUUAUACAACAAUCUUAUACCUAUAUCCUUACAAGUUACUGCUGAAAUAGUGAGAUUUUUUCAAGCGAAGUUCAUCGCGAUGGACAGCGAGAUGUACCACGAGCAGACCGACACGCCGGCGCUGGCGCGCACGUCCAACCUCAACGAGGAGCUGGGCAUGGUGCGCUACGUGUUCAGCGACAAGACCGGCACGCUCACCUGCAACGUCAUGGAGUUCCGCAAGUGCUCCAUCGCCGAGGUAAUCUACACCCGACCGGGUCCAAACGAGCGUCUCGAGGACACGUUAUUAUAUCAGAAUUUAGACAGUGGUCACCCUAGCGCGCCCAUCAUCACGGAGUUCCUGACCAUGCUGGCCGUCUGUCACACCGUUAUACCUGAGAUGGUGGACGGCAAGAUCAAUUAUCACGCGGCAUCUCCUGACGAGCGCGCGCUGGUGGAGGGCGCGGCGGCGUGGGGCUGGACCUUCGAGACGCGCACGCCGGCCGCCGUCACGGUGCGCGCGCGCGGCCGCCGCCUCACCUUCGCCGUGCUGCACGUGCUGGCCUUCAGCUCGGCGCGCAAGCGCAUGUCCGUCGUCGUGCGCACGCCCGAAGGCGAGAUCAAGCUGUACUGCAAGGGCGCGGACUCGGUGAUCUACCCGCGCCUGGCGGGCGGGCCGCGCGGGGCGGCGCACGCGGCCGGCACGCUGGCGCACCUGGAGCACUUCGCGACCGAGGGGCUGCGCACGCUCGUGUACGCCGUGGCCGACGUGCCGCCGCAGGUCUACGAGGAUUGGUCGAACACAUACCACAAAGCUAGUAUAGCGAUACACGAUCGAGAACAGAAGAUCGAAGAAGCGGCGCUACUCAUAGAAAACAACUUGCGGCUUCUCGGUGCCACCGCCAUCGAGGACAAACUGCAGGACGGCGUCCCGGAGGCGAUAGCGGCACUGCUGAAGGCGAACAUACACGUGUGGGUGCUGACCGGCGACAAGCAGGAGACCGCCAUCAACGUGGCGCACUCGGCGCGCCUGCUGCACGCCGCCAUGCCGCUGCUGCUGCUCAACGAGGACAGCCUCGACGCGACGCGUGAGAGUCUUUCGCGUCACUUGGCAGACUUCGGAGAGAACCUACGCAAAGAGAACGAAGUGGCGCUCGUUAUCGACGGACAGACACUCAAAUACGCGAUGGGUUGCGAUCUCAAGAAAGAUUUCCUCGACCUCUGCGUAUCGUGUAAAGUGGUCGUUUGCUGCAGAGUUUCACCCAUACAAAAGUCUGAAGUAGUAGAAAUGGUGUCCCGUGCCACGGGCGCGGUGACACUGGCGAUUGGCGACGGUGCCAAUGACGUGGCCAUGAUCCAACGCGCCUCUGUCGGUGUUGGCAUUUCUGGGGUCGAAGGGCUGCAGGCCGUCUGUGCCUCCGACUACAGCAUCGCGCAGUUCCGGUUUUUGGUACGGUUAUUACUAGUGCACGGCGCGUGGAACUACUCGCGCAUCAGCAAACUGAUCCUAUACUCCUUCUACAAGAAUAUCUGCCUCUACGUCAUUGAGCUCUGGUUCGCUAUAUACUCGGCUUGGUCUGGUCAAAUCCUUUUUGAGAGAUGGACGAUAGGUUUCUACAAUGUGGUGUUUACGGCGCUACCUCCCUUCGCUAUCGGGCUCUUUGAUAAGAUCUGCUCGCCGGAGAUAAUGCUCAGGCACCCCGUGCUGUACAUCCCGUCGCAGCAGGGGCUGCUGUUCAACGUGCGCGUGUUCUGGGUGUGGGCGGUGAACGCGCUGCUGCACUCCGUGCUGCUGUUCUGGCUGCCCGUGCUGCUGGCGGCGCACCACGUGCUGUGGCCGGCCGGCCGCGACGGCGGCUACCUGCUGCUGGGCAACCUGGUCUACACGUACGUGGUGGCGACGGUGUGCCUGAAGGCGGGACUGGCCACGCACUCGUGGACAUGGGUCACGCACGUAUCCAUUUGGGGCUCGCUGGCGCUGUGGAUCCUCUUCAUACUGGUGUACAGCAACCUGUACCCCGCGAUCCUCAUCGGCGCCGUGAUGCGCGGCAUGGACCGCAUGGUGUUCAGCUCGCUGGUGUUCUGGUUCGGCCUGCUGCUGGUGCCCGUGGCCACGCUGCUGCCCGACCUCGUCGUCACCGUCGUGCAUAACUCCGCCUUUAAGACAAUGACGGAGGCGGUGCGAGAAAGUGAGAUCAAGAAGCGAGACCCCGCUGCGCUGCUGGCGCAUCCUCGACACUCCCUCACGGAGACCGCGCGCCUGCUACAGAACGUUCGCAGCGUGUUCGGGCGCCGCUCCGCCGCGCGCGCCACCACCGAGCUCGAGCUGUCGCAUGGUUUCGCGUUCUCCCAGGAGGAGGGCGCGAGUGUGUCGCAAGCGGACGUCAUUCGCGCCUACGACACGAGUCGGCCGCGGCCGCGCUCCUGAGCU
Melitaea cinxia (Glanville fritillary) is the source of this 3453-nucleotide messenger RNA. It is a transcript of the gene ATP8A, whose product is annotated as probable phospholipid-transporting ATPase IA. Gene Ontology annotation, molecular function: magnesium ion binding; ATP binding; ATP hydrolysis activity. Bases 1 to 3450 code for a protein of 1149 amino acids. NCBI's taxonomy places the organism in Eukaryota, Metazoa, Arthropoda, Insecta, Lepidoptera, Nymphalidae. The transcript has 23 exons. Gene Ontology annotation, cellular component: plasma membrane. The record is from RefSeq and is a predicted model, not a curated record. Gene Ontology annotation, biological process: phospholipid translocation.